Molecule: messenger RNA, 2451 nt
Organism: Aspergillus bombycis
Lineage: Eukaryota; Fungi; Ascomycota; Eurotiomycetes; Eurotiales; Aspergillaceae
Product: calpain-like protein
Exons: 7
Coding region: 1-2451 (816 amino acids)
Biological process (GO): proteolysis
Cellular component (GO): cytoplasm
Molecular function (GO): calcium-dependent cysteine-type endopeptidase activity
Source: RefSeq, a predicted model, not a curated record
AUGGACCACGACGACGAUCUUACCGACAUGGUUUUCACACCACCACUUUCAACACGCUCAGGGGGUCGAAAGCGAAGGGCAAGUCAAACGCCGCAGGAAACCCUGCGACAAUUUUGGAAUCAGUUUAAUUCGAAAUUCCCGGGGAGAGUCUAUACUGUACUCCCCGAUAAUCCCUACGCACGUACCAAAGCCGAGAGGGUACCGAAGGGUAUUAUUCAGGGACAAGAUGCGGGCAAGUCCUAUGAGGAAGCUCGAAAAGAAUGUCGGCGGGCUGUCGAUCGCAUUGUGAAAGAGUGCGAGCGACUAAACCAGAAAUAUACAGACCCGCAUUUCGAUAUAGAAGUUGAUCUCAAGUCAGGAAAGAGGAACUGCCUGGAUACACUCGAGGAGGAAAAUAUGGAGAUGCGUCCAAGGGGCGUGAAGAGAGUGACAGAAAUAUUUGAGAAACCACGGUUCUUUGUGAAUGGACCAACUGCUUCCGACGUGCGCCAGGGUCGCGAUGGUGAUUGUUGGUUCAUGGCUGCCCUCUGCACAAUGGGCAAUAAACAUGGCUUGAUUGAGCAGAUUUGCGUAGCCCGGGAUGAGAAAAUCGGUGUCUAUGGGUUUGUCUUCUACCGAGAUGGUGAAUGGCAACAAUGUAUCGUGGAUGACAAAUUGCAUCUGCGAGCGGCCGACUACGAUGAAUCAAUAGAUGAGCGACCAAUCUGGGACGACAUCAAUCGGGCUGAUACAGAAGAAGAGUAUCGCAAGGUCUGGCAGACUGGAUCACGAGCUCUGUACUUCGCUCGGUGUGUAGAUGAGAACGAGACUUGGCUGCCAUUGCUUGAAAAGGCUUAUGCAAAAGCCCAUGGCGAUUUCUCAGCCAUUGAAGGUGGUUUUGUGGGGGAGGCUAUUGAAGACUUAACUGGCGGCGUUACUUCCGAGAUCUUGUCGAGCAGCAUCCUAGACAAAGACAGGUUCUGGAAGGAAGAGCUUAUGAAAGUGAACAAAGAGUUCCUCUUUGGUUGUGGCACCGGCCUGUUCUCUAACUGGCUGGACCCAAAAUAUCGCGGCCCUCCAAGAGAAAGAAAGGGUAUAUCCGAGAACCAUUCGUACUCCAUUAUGGACGCAAAGGAGAUUGAUGGAGAGCGCUUGCUUCGUCUAAGGAACCCUUGGGGUAAGAAAGAAUGGACGGGCGCAUGGAGUGAUGGGUCAGAGCAAUGGACACCCGAGUGGAUGGAAAAACUAGGACAUAAAUUCGGUAACGAUGGUUUCUUCUGGAUCUCCUACAACGACCUUCUGAAAAAAUAUCAGCAUUUCGAUCGCACCCGUCUGUUUGGCCCCGAAUGGUCAAUCGCACAGCAAUGGACUACCGUGAAUGUGCCAUGGUCUGCCGACUACCACAGCACUAAGUUCAUGGUGAACGUGACCAAAGCAGGCCCAGUAGUGCUUGUCCUCUCCCAAUUGGACUCGCGCUACUUCAGGGGACUAGCUGGUGAAUACGGCUUCGUCCUCAAGUUCCGAGUGCAAAAGGAAGGCGAAGAUGACUAUAUGGUCCGUAGCCAAACCAGCCACCUGAUUAGUCGAUCCGUGAACGCAGAAGUCGAUCUCGAGCCUGGCCGCUACCAUGUACUGAUGAAAGUCACGGCGUACAGAAACGGCGAAAUGGAGUCGACCGAGGAAGCGGUAAGCCGUUUAGCACCGGUCAAACGAGAGAAACUCGUCCAGAUCGGUCUCUCCUACGAUCUGGCACACGCCAAAGGCAUGGUAGCCGAGUCAGAGGAUGAGAAGCGGGCACGCGAGGAACUAGAACAUCGUCGCAAGGCAGCAGAGAGACAGAAGCAGAUCGAGGCCACCAGGAAAAAGUUGCAAAAAGAAUGGAUUCGGGAACAGAAGAUGACCGCCCGGAAGCAGAGAAUGGCAGAGAGGCUCUCUGCAAGAAACCACAGCAACGCUGUUAGAAACAAAGCCAUCGAGCAGAUUCUCACUGACGGCCCAGUACAGUCUCCGGUAGAACUGGGCAGCGGUUCAGGUGAUGGCUUUGGUACGAAGCAUACAAGGAAUGGCAGUGUGCCAAUCAUCCAGUGCAACGGGGUUCAUGUUUCUGAAGCCGAGAUCAUCGGGAAAGGACAGUCGGUACAGUCGACUCUAGACUCCACGUACUCAAGCCUCUCGUCGUACCAUGAGGAUCUGGACAUGUUGGAGGGAUUCGAGUUUGAUCCCGACCUUGAUAUGGCCCCCGAAGAGGCAGCAGAACCGAAGCCUGCACAUAUGACAUCCAAUGGCUGUCUGGAGGAGACUACCAGUGACCCUUGGAACGCCGUAUGUGUCGUGGGCUUGCGGGUCUACUCCAAAGAUCCUCAGUUGUCGCUUGAAGUGGUCCGUUCUGUGUCUGAGGGAGACACUGGUGCGGCGCUUGAUAUGGACGAUCCCCUGAAGAGUGCUUCCUUUAGUCGACUGGAAACCAACUAA